This is a messenger RNA of Loxodonta africana (African savanna elephant), 7812 nucleotides long. It is a transcript of the gene XKR7, whose product is annotated as XK related 7. The coding region runs from base 1 to 1764 and encodes 587 amino acids. Gene Ontology annotation, biological process: engulfment of apoptotic cell; apoptotic process involved in development; phosphatidylserine exposure on apoptotic cell surface. Gene Ontology annotation, cellular component: plasma membrane. Lineage: Eukaryota; Metazoa; Chordata; Mammalia; Proboscidea; Elephantidae. The record is from RefSeq and is a predicted model, not a curated record. The transcript is spliced from 3 exons.
AUGGCCGCGAAGUCGGAUGGAGCCGCGGCCGCAGCCGGCCCGGAGCCGGAGGGGGUGGCCGGAGGACCCCGGGGUGGUGCGGGUGGGCGUGGGGAGGCGGCGGCGGUGGCCGGGGGCGCCGGGGUGACCGAGGCGGGAGGCCCGGGGCCGCGCUACGAGCUGCGGGACUGCUGCUGGGUGCUGUGCGCGCUGCUCGUGUUCUUCUCCGACGGCGCCACGGACCUGUGGCUGGCGGCCUCCUACUACAUACAGGGCCAGCGCACCUACUUCGGCCUCACCCUGCUGUUCGUGCUCCUGCCCUCGCUGGUCGUGCAGCUGCUCAGCUUCCGCUGGUUCGUCUACGACUACACGGACCCAGCGGGGCCCCCGGGACCCGCCGUCAGCACCAAGGACAGCAGUGUCGGUGGGCCCGUUAUCAGCACCAAGGACAGCGCCACCGCCUUCAGGACCAAAGAAGGCAGCCCAGAAGUGGGCUCCCGGCCCGCGCCCUCCUCGGCCCACACCUACCGCCGCCGCUGCUGCCGCCUCUGCAUCUGGCUGCUGCAGACUCUGGUCCACCUCCUGCAGCUCGGCCAGGUCUGGAGGUACCUGCACGCCCUGUACCUGGGGCUGCAGAGCCGCUGGCGCGGGGAGCGGCUACAGCGCCACUUCUACUGGCGGAUGCUGUUCGAGAGCGCCGAUGUGAGCAUGCUGCGCCUGCUGGAGACCUUCCUGCGCAGCGCGCCGCAGCUCGUGCUGCAGCUCAGCCUCAUCGUGCACCGCAGCAACAGCGACAGCGACAGCGACAGCAGCAGCAGCCUGUUCCAACAGCUGCCUGUCUUCUCCACUUUUGCCUCACUCCUGUCCCUGGCCUGGACGCUGGCCUCCUACCAGAAGGUGCUGCGGGACUCGAGGGAUGACAAGCGGCCACUGUCCUACAAGGGCGCCGUGGUCCAGGUGCUGUGGCACCUGUUUACCAUCGCCGCACGCAGCCUGGCCUUUGCGCUCUUUGCCAGCGUCUACAAGCUCUACUUUGGCAUCUUCAUUGUGGCCCACUGGUGCAUCAUGACCUUCUGGGUCAUCCAGGGUGAGACGGACUUCUGCAUGUCCAAGUGGGAGGAGAUCAUCUACAACAUGGUUGUGGGCAUCAUCUACAUCUUCUGCUGGUUCAAUGUCAAGGAGGGCCGCAGCCGCCGCCGCAUGACCCUCUACUACUGCAUUGUCCUGCUUGAGAACGCCGCGCUCACCGGCUUCUGGUACUCCAGCCACAACUUCGCCACCGAUCGCUCGCUCAUCUUGGUCUGCGUGGUGGCCUCCAGCUUCGCACUGGGCAUAUUCUUCAUGUGUGUCUAUUACUGCCUCUUGCACCCCAAUGGGCCCAUGCUGGGGCCCCAGGCGCCUGGCUGCAUCUGCCCUGAGGCCCCAGGGCCCUGUGGCCCUCCAGCCGAUGCUGUCACAAGUCCCCCGAGGUCCCUGCCAAGGACUACAGAGCGGGAGGGGGCCACAGUGGGGGGUGAGCGGCCUGGGACUCCCACGCCACCUGUCUUCCAGGUGCGGCCUGGCUUGCCUGCCACACCAGUGGCUCGCACCUUGCGGACAGAGGGGCCGGUGAUUCGGAUUGACUUGCCCCGGAAGAAGUACCCAGCAUGGGAUGCUCAUUUUAUUGACCGCAGGCUCCGGAAGACCAUUCUGGCGCUGGAGUACUCCUCGCCUGCCACGCCCCGAUUGCAGUACCGGAGCGUGGGGAUCUCCCAGGAGCUGCUGGAGUAUGAGACCACAGUGUAGGCCAAUCUUUCCCCCAAAAGGGACAGGCUUGGUUGAUCCCACAUUGACCACAGUGUUGAGUCCUGAAUUCCAGGGCUGCCAGGCUGAGGGGGAGUGGAUCUGUUGGUCCAAGCAUAGAGUGGCCUCCCCAUUGGGUCUUUCAGAGAAGGGGAAGCCUAUGGAGUCCCCAGCCCUAGGCUCCCUUUUCAGCCCUGUGGCCCAUUCCCUAAACUCCCCUGAACCAGGUCCCGGGGAAUCAACUGGUGCUACACUCAUCAUGAGCUCCCCACUCUCAUGGUGGCCUCUGUGCCACGUCGUCUGGUGCUGGGGACCCCAUACCCUCUCCUCUGCCUGGCAUUGCCCACGUGUCAGCUUUGGUGGCACUGUCUGUAGUCCAUGACCUAGGCCCUGUGCUUCUCGAAGGGCAUGGGGGAUGGGCUGCCUGUGUGGUUGGAGGAGAUGGCUGAGAAGGAUGGAGGAGGCCAUGGAAGAUGUGGGGUGAGGUUGGAGCAUCUUGUGGGUGGGGUUGGUACAGUUCCUGUGGGGUCUGAAGUGUGGAGCCUGGGAAAGAGCAGAACUGAAGGAGGGAGUUGGGGUGGGGUGGGGAUUUGGGAGGUACUGACAGUGCUGGAGAUGGACAGGAGAAAGAACCCUAUCCAUCUCCAGGCUGUCAGAAGCAUGAAGCGGUUGAAGAUGUGGGAGAGGAAACCUGUGAUCAAGAGUAUCAAGGAUGUUCAAAAGUGAGCUCCUGGGAGACACCCUUUGUUGUGGGCCCUGUCAUGGAUGAGGCUCUAGAUACCUAAGAUGAAAUGUUUCAGAGACAUUCUUUGUUCUAGAUGACCAUCUAGAACAUUUCUCCUAGGUGAAGGUCUUGAACGCUACAGAUAAAACAUCCUAGGAAGAUACUCUGUCUGGGUUCAAUUAUACGUGAAGUUCUAGCACACUUAGAAGAGAAGCUCUUCUAGAGAGGCAUGCUUAGUUCUAGAUUAAGUUCUAGAACGUGUUGUUGAUCAAAUGUCCUAGGGAGUCACUCUUGGAUCUGGAUUCUGUUAUGAAGGGUGGGAGCACUGGAGCCUUUGCUGCUCUACUAUAGGGAUUCUAGCUCCUGCCACAGUGGACGGGAGCCAGUCAGCUCUGGAGUAUUCUGGAAAAUGAGCACUCCAGUUCUAGAUUUUGGGGGCUUAUGGUAGCUCUAGGUCCCUGUCCACCUUGGUCCACAGCUAUCUUCCCAAGAGAAAAUUGUCCUCAAAACCCCUGAGGCAUUUCAGCUGCCAACUGUUUUCCCAGCUGGAAAGAAUUAGCACUGGGGAUGGGACAUGAAUCCUGGCUCUCAGCCACCCUGCAGAUGUGGCUCCCUGGGGCGACAUCUGGGAAACUGACAACUCCCCAGGACCUGUGGUCCAUUCCCAUGGCCUGAACAUCCUGGGAUGCCCAUGGGACCACUCAGCCAGGGGUCCUCUCCCUACCUGGGACAGGCAGUUCUGAAUGGGGUAGGGGGUGUGAGAGCAGGAAAGUCAGCAGUUUAUGUGGGGUGAGGGGACAGAGCCUAUAGGCAGAGCUUAGAACGCACCCCAUCCAUCUCCCCACUCCCCCAAGCCAACUAAUGCAUUCAUUGGGAGGGGACAGCAGAUGAUGUUAAUUACAGAUGUGGACCUGGGCUUAGGGGUAAGGUGGGCAGUGAGAACUUUAGACUAUGCAAAUUGGAGAGGUUCUUAGCCCUUGCUGGUUCAGCCUCCCUCAGGUUGUAGAUGGGAAACUGAGGCCCAGAGUAGCAGCUGCUCUCACCAGGUCCCAGACUCCUGGCUGUGCCAUCAAAUGGUGAGGGGUGAUGGCAAAUUUGCCAAGGAGUAGGAGAGGGCCACACUCAGGGUGCAGGGCAACCUCAAAGGCAGAGAGGGCAGGACUGUCCCCACACACAAAACCACACAUCACACCUGGUAUACAAGUCACCCCAUACUCCUGGCACCAUCGGCAGCUGCAGAUACCCACACAGGCCAAGGUGUGUGCAUCCCUCCCACCAGUGCAUAAAGAAUGCUUCUCCUUCUUUUAUUCCUCCACUCCCCUGCUCCCCUAAGAAGCCUCAAGAGUGGUGGGUGGUGGGGGAGGCCUCAGGCUGACCCAGAACCACUUCAGUGGGUUCACCCACCCUCCUUGUCCUCUGCUCCAAUUUGUCUUCAGAGACCAAAUUCCAUGGCCAGUUACACACACAUCAAAGCCCUUGGUGAGGCACGAGCAUCAAGGAUGUGGCCCAGAUCUAGCUAUUUCUCCAGGGCUGACUUCGUAGGAAUUUUCACCCCAUAUUGUUUCACUUAAACUCUCCCUCCCCCCUUGCAAUAUCCCUGCGAGGGAGGUGUUGUCAAUCAUCUUACAGAUGAGGGAAACUGAGGCUCACAGAGGUGACAUGAGGGUCGCCCUUGGCAAGUUAUUUUACUCUCCAGUUCUAGAAUGGCCCAUUCUCCAGCAUUCUAGAGGGAAAAGUUAAAAAUAUCCCACCUAGGAGCUGGGAGUCCCUCACAGCUCCAGGGGGCUCCCAGGGCAUAGGAAUGAGCUGGCAGGGCUAGGCAUGGCUUGAGGCUCACAAGAACACCAUAGCCGCAGUUUUGGACUUAACUCCACUCUUCCUCACAAAAACACACAAAACCGUCCCUCAGGGCCUCUGUCAGCAGGGACAUCUGAGCCCUAGAAAUGGUCAUAAGCAAAAGGUUGUAGGAGGGCCUGAGGCACCUUCACCCUCAGGAAAGAGCUGAGUCCUUUGAGGACACCCCACCCUGGAGCUCAGGACCCCAUCCCUCUUGGGCCUGAGGUCCCCCUCCCCCUGCUUGACCCCACACUUCAUAUUGUUCCUGCAAGUCCCCUUGUCCACUGGGAUAGAGGAGUCAGGGUGGGGAGAGGUGCACCAUCCCGCUCAAGCUGUCCUUUGUUUUCCUUUCUGUGACGUGAUCUACCUCAGCUGGUCUCUCUCUUCCCCGCCGGAAUUGGACCCCCUCAGUCCCUGCUUCCUAUUCCCCAUCCCCACUCCAGCCUGGAUGCUCAAGCCUUCCUAGAAUCCCUCCAGGGUUCUGGUGAGAGAGGGUCCUAGAGCCACAGGCAAGAAGAGCCUAUCAGGUCCCUGGAGCCACCUCCCCUGCACACCUAUUAUACAGGAGAAAUUGAGGCCCAGAGUGGGGAAGGGACUUGCCCAAGAUCAUGCAGGAAGUCAAUGGCAGAGUUGAAAUUUCCUGGAGGUGAGAGGUGAUGGGGUUCCUCCCAAUUUUACCAGGAGCAGAAGAGAACAGGAUACUCUGGGAACAAAAUAUGCCAGGUCCUGUCCCGCCCUAGGUAUCUCCACCCCCAGGAGAACCCCAGUGUCUCCAUUCCCAGGGCAGACAUCUGUCUCCCAGUUUUCUUAAGCUUCUGUUCCUCCAAUGUCCCAUGAGCUGGCCCUCCCCCAAGCUGCUGACUGCCCCCUAGACCUCUCCAGGCACUACUCACCCCUCACUGCACCCCCAUGCACUGAUGUACCAUGUGCCUUGUAACUGUUACCCCAGCUAAACAGCACAGACCUCCACCCUCCACCUCAGCAUGGGGCUCCCCAACAAGGGAGCCCUUCUUGGUCCCCUCCUCUCAUCUGCCUCAUUCUGUAUCCCUCCAAAAAUCUACCUUACCCCCAGCCAGCUCCCUGCUACACCUGCACCCCAUAGAGGCAUUGUCACCCAUGAGAGUUGGGGAACUCAGAUGACACGGAGGGCAAGGCCUGGGGAAUCUCCAGGUCUCAGAGUAAGGACCAAGGAGAUUAGGGGUAGCCAGGAAAGGCCUUACGUGGCAGCCCCAGUGCCCUUGAAGGACUGAAGCUCUGAAGGCCCUUCCCUUGGAGCUCACGCAGGCCUGGAUCCACAGAAGCCUUGGGCAGUGGGGAGAGGUGUUCCAGGGAAGGGGUCUACAGGCUGAAAACUCAAAUGCCUUCAGAUAAUGAAGAUCAGAAAGUGGAGGUAAUAGACAAUAGGGAGCGGUGGGGACUCUGGCAAACAGAAGAGUACCUGUCCUGCUUAAAGGCACAGAAAUUCAAAUUUUGGCCAAAGUAAACACUCGUAUUUGGCCCACAGGCUGCCAGUUUGAGACCUCUGGUUCUAGUUGUUUAGAAGGUCUUAGGGAGCCCUGCAAAGUCUAGCAGCGUCUCUGGGACUGGGACAGAGCCCUCUGUCAGGGUAGAGGACCUGGCUCCCCCUGAGACUUUUCCAGUUCAACCCUGAACUCACACUUCCUGGCCACCUGAGGGCUGGCCUCACUACCCUCUCAAUGAAAAGGGGAGGGAGGUCUGGGUGUCCCCAGAGUCCCUGAUUUGGGGACCAUCAUUCGAUAAAGGGCUAGAGGCCCCUCCAGUACCUGAGUAGGGGGGUAGCUUAGGGGCUGGGCUGUCUGCAUUGGGUGGGGAAAGAGUUCAGCUAUAAGAUGAAGACUGAAAACCAGGACCCAACUGCCCCAUCCUGUGUUGACCCCUGCCACCUUCUGGUACUGCCUCCCUCCCAGAUUAAGCUGUGGGGAUGGGUCCGAGGAGGACGAGGAGCUAUCAACUUGUGCUACUAAAGUGCUUUGUGAUGUCUCCAUUAAAGGGAAUGAGUGAGUGCCAAGCCAGCAGUGAGGGUGGGGCUGAACUUCCCCCCCAUCCAACUAGAGUCUCCUCAGCCUGGGGUUGAGGGAAGAGGGACUGUAACAUGCCAUUCUGGUUGGAAACAGGAUGGGACAUGCCUGGCUACUUGAUCCCUACGGGUAGAGGAGAGAGGAAGAAGAAGGCUGGAGCAGGGGAUUAUUGAAGGGAGAGAGGCAGGCCUGGUCCAGGGAUGGCCUGGUUCCUGGAGGUAGAAAACACCUCAGAACAGAGAAGGGUGGUCCCCUUGUGCCUGGUCUCUUUCACUCUUCCCCUCAGAUCUCCACCCACUUCCCUUCCCACCCAGGAGAGGGCUGCCCUCUCCUCAGCAACCCUGGCCUUUAUUCUAUGCACAAUCGCUGUAAGGGCACCCGCAGGCCAGGCUGAAGGAGUUGCCCCCUCAUCUGCAAUAAUCCCAGAGUGGAAGGUAUCCUGGGGCAAAGACGGGGUGAGAAAGGUGCCGGGUAAGAAAAAAAUAUUCCUUCACUCAAAACCCAGAAUACAAACCAGGCCUAAUAUAGCCCUCUUCCUGCCCCUUUUCAUGGGGUUAAGCUACUAAAUUUAGAGGGGCCUCCUGUAAACACUGCCCACACCCCAUUGGCUUUCAUAAAAUAUUUUCAUAAAAUAGCCGAAAGGUACCUGAACGUCUCCUGGAGCCUCCUCUUAUUAUUUUCAUCCCUGGGGAUCCCAUGGCUUGGGAGAUUUUUCUCCCAAACAAGCCUCAUUUCUUGGGGAAUAAUUAAUUCUCCCACAUUAAAUUCACUAGAGCCAAGCUCUGGCUGGAGCAGACAAAUGCUGCUAAGGCCUCAAGUAAGCUUCUAGGGCUUGAAGGUGGGAAUAUCUGGAUUCUGUUAGAUUGCUUGACAAAAAUUCUGAAAAGCACCCGUGGGCCCCCACUCCUGUCUCCUGUCUCCAUAGACCCUCAGAGUCUAAGACCCCAAGCUGGGAAUCAUUGGUUUAAUCAUCCAGCCUCCUAUUUACAGAAGGGGAAGAUCCUGAGGCAGAGGUGACGGCGACCUGCCCAGGGUCACGUGGAGAGUUGAUGGCAGAUGUGGGACCAGAACCCAAGCCCUACGGGGUGCAGCCAGAACACCCCCAGUCCUGACAGUCCGCUCUACCUUUGCUCCUGACUCCAGGAACCACUAGCCAUGCCUGAGGGGUUGUCUCCUUCCCUCAGCACAAUUUUGGGUGAUUUUCCCUCCAUCAUCUUGCUUCCCUCCCUAAUCGCCCCCCACCCUUGCCCACUUGUGUUUCCUAUUCCCAACCCCACUUCUCUGUAUUUACUAAAUCUGUGCCAUCCCCAGACCGCUACCCCAUUCGCCCCCUGCGCUUCCCCUAGCAGGGGCAGGAGCCCCAAGCUGGGGCUCCUUUACUGAGACUCUUUUGUACACCACAAACUUUUUGUAUAUUUUUAAUUUUGCUGCGACAUGAGAUAUUAAAAGUCA